This is a messenger RNA of Pisolithus orientalis, 438 nucleotides long. RefSeq lists its product as uncharacterized. Bases 1 to 438 code for a protein of 145 amino acids. Lineage: Eukaryota; Fungi; Basidiomycota; Agaricomycetes; Boletales; Pisolithaceae. The transcript is spliced from 2 exons. The record is from RefSeq and is a predicted model, not a curated record.
AUGGCUGACUGGUCUGAAGUCUACUCUGAUCUCCUGUCUUCCUAUGCCAUCAGAAGGAAGUUUCUUCCCAAACUGGACCCCAAUGACCAAGAUGAUGAGGAGAACAUCAUCCAGCACAUCCUGGCUGUAGCAGAAAAGAGGAAGGAAGAGACUGGUGGGGGUGAGGAUGCCAGAGAGGAGAGAAUGAGACCUUUGAAGGCAGGUGACUACAGGAAACCCUUUACUGAAUUUACUGCAGGUCAGCAGCUCUUCAAGGAGGACAUGGAUGCCUAUGAUAGGGAGAGGAGGGACACCAAGGACCCCAAUACCAUAGGCCAGAGGACCAAAAUAAUCCAACAGUGGUGGGAGUCUGUUUCCAAUGAUAAAAAAGCUGAAGCUGGGAGGGCUGCUGAGAAGUGGAAUAUGUUGGGUGCUCCCAAAGGGACUCAUGAAUCAUAG